Molecule: messenger RNA, 930 nt
Organism: Periconia digitata
Lineage: Eukaryota; Fungi; Ascomycota; Dothideomycetes; Pleosporales; Periconiaceae
Source: the annotation of a GenBank genome assembly
UCUUCAAUAAAAUUCAACAUGCAGCCACGAUUCGCAGUGUUCUCCGCGCUUUUGGCCCUGACCACAUCAACUCCUCUCUAUGUUCCCGAACACCUGCCAAACCCUAUCAAAUGUCCCAUAAUCUUCGAUGGCCGCAUCCCGGAAAACCAGACCCUAGCUUCCUUUGAUACGUCAUCCUCUCCUUACAGCCCCACGUACGUCAAAGGCGAAAACCUCACCUGGUCCUCAAUCCUCCUACUACCUAAUGCUUCGCACUCACGUUUCGACACCCCGUCUCGCAAACCCCUCGAAGUAACCAUCAAUGACGCAUCCCUCUUUCGUCCAGGUGGUGGCGAUCUCCAAGUCGGAUUCCGACGGGUGGGGCUCCUCCUGAAAGAUGAUAAGAACGAUCCGGGCGCAGAUGCAGCUGAUAGCGGUAUCGUCACUUUCCAUUGGAGUGUAAAGCAGGAUGCAGCAAGACCUUUCAAUCUAAGCCAUGAGUAUAUGAACGUAUGGCAUGAGAGGGCAGAUUAUGCGGGAAAUCAGUUCACGUUUGUAGGCGGAGUCGUGUUGGAAGUGGAUGGAGGAACAGGAGAGGAUACGAAAGAGGAAAGAGAGUCGUGGAAGGUGCAAGGGAAAUCCAAUAACGUUGUGUUUCGCACCCCAAUUGUUUUCGAUGAGUGGCAGAAUUUUGCGAUACAAUUGGAUUAUGUGAACAAUACUUUGCAAGUUUUCUACAGUGAGGGAAACGCUGAAUUGGAAGCUGGGACGGAGAAGAUCGAGAAUGACAACAGUGGAGGUGGGCAGCUGCAACUGGGCAUCGCCAAAAAGCCCACCGAAACUGAGACAGUUGUUUUCGAUGGCUAUCAAGAGAGCAUACAAGGAAGAGAGGGACAAAUAUAUGGUGGAGUUUUCGUUGAGAAUAGUAGUGAGGGCUGCUUGAGUAUCUGA